This is a messenger RNA of Naegleria lovaniensis, 2472 nucleotides long. RefSeq lists its product as uncharacterized. NCBI's taxonomy places the organism in Eukaryota, Heterolobosea, Eutetramitea, Acrasida, Naegleriidae. The record is from RefSeq and is a predicted model, not a curated record. Gene Ontology annotation, cellular component: nucleotide-excision repair factor 3 complex; transcription preinitiation complex; transcription factor TFIIH holo complex. Gene Ontology annotation, biological process: transcription initiation at RNA polymerase II promoter; nucleotide-excision repair. Gene Ontology annotation, molecular function: 3'-5' DNA helicase activity; ATP binding; DNA binding. The transcript has a single exon. The coding region runs from base 1 to 2472 and encodes 823 amino acids.
AUGUCACCCUCAUCAAGUAGCAACAAUACCAACAUGAACAAUAAUCAAGAUCCAACAACAUUCAAGAAGAGAAGGAAACAAGAAGAAUCAUCCACAAUGAAGAAACAAAAAAAUGAUCCAUCCAUAGAGACCUCCAUGGACCAUCAAGUCGUUUCCAAAUUUUCUGAAGAAACUCUUGUUCGGGACCUUUUCAAUCAACGAAACGACCUUCAGUUGGAUCAUUCAAAUCUCAUUCUCAAAAAAGAUCAUGUAUUAAGACCCAUUUGGAUUUGUUCCGAUGUGGAUGAACGAUUCCAUAUUUUCAUGGAGACAUGUUCUCCAAUCUAUCUACAAGCGUAUGAUUUUCUAGUGGCAAUAGCUGAACCCAUUUCUCGUCUUGAAAGCUUUCAUGAAUAUAUAUUGACCGAAUAUUCUCUUUUUGCUGCUGUUAGUAUUGGAAUGAAUACUGAACAUGUGAUUCAAAUGUUGGACAAGUUGAGUAAGGUACAAUUACCAGAUUCGUUAAUUAACUUUAUUACGGAAGUAACAAGAAAAUAUGGUAAUGUUAAACUUGUUCUACAGAAAAAUCGAUUUUUCAUGGAAUCGCAACAUUUAAGUGUUAUGGAAAAAUUAUUGGAGGAUUCUAUCAUUCGUUCAGCUGCUGUCAGUCCAUCAGAUCGAACAGAAUUUCCAAACAUUGAUUCGAGUGGAAGAUUCAUUAUUAAAUCAAAGCCAUUGGAAAUUGAAAAAUUCCAAAAACAAGCAUUAAUUUCAAAUACCAAAUCUGUUCCAUUUAAAAUUCAAACAGAAAUGAUUCAAGUAGAUCAUGAUCAAAUAGACAAUUACGACAACCAUGAUGAUGAUUGUGACAUGUCUUCCACACACGUAAUAACAAACUAUUAUCAAUUUGAAAUUCAUCCCAACCAAGUUGAACAUGUCAAAAAGAGAUGCAUUGAAAUUGGUCUUCCCACUCUCGAAGAAUAUGAUUUCAGAAAUGACAGUUCCAACAAGUCAUUACGCAUUGAUUUGAAACCAACAACUACCAUUCGAUCCUAUCAAGAAAAAUCACUCAGCAAAAUGUUUAGCAAUGGAAGAGCAAGAAGUGGAAUUAUUGUCUUGCCAUGUGGUGCUGGAAAAACACUUGUUGGAGUCACUGCUGCAUGUACUGUUAAAAAGAGAACACUCGUAUUGUGUAUCAACUCGGUGAGUGUUUUACAAUGGAAAAAUCAAUUUAAAUUAUGGAGUACCAUCGAUGAACGUCAAGUCAUUGUGUUCACCUCUCAAGAAAAGGAUUCACUUCCAAAAGAGGAACUCCAAGAACCUUUGAUCAUUAUUACGACCUAUUCCAUGUUGACACAACAACACAAGAGAAGUGGUAAAUCGAAGGAAAUGAUGAAUUAUAUUCAAAGUAGAGAGUGGGGUUUACUCAUUUUGGAUGAAGUUCACGUCGUGCCAGCUCAUCAAUUCAGAAAUGUCUCCAGUUUAAAAUCGCAUUGUAAACUUGGACUCACAGCCACUCUCGUUCGUGAAGAUUCGAGAAUUGAUGAUUUAUACUUUUUGAUUGGUCCAAAAUUAUACGAAGCCAAUUGGCUCGAUCUUCAAAAAAAGGGACAUCUCGCUCAUGUUCAAUGUGUAGAAGUAUGGUGUCCAAUGACUGCUGAAUUCUAUGCCGAAUACUUGAUUGCUAAUGCCAAGAAGAAGACUCUCUUGUAUGUCAUGAAUCCAAACAAAUUCAGAGCGUGUGAAUUUUUAAUUCGAUAUCAUGAAAAACAAGGAGAUAAGAUUAUUGUAUUUAGUGAUAAUGUCUUUUCAUUGGAACAAUAUGCCACGAAACUCAAACUUCCAUUCAUUUGUGGUAACACGACGCAACAAGAAAGAAUUGAGGUUUUGAAUCGAUUCAGACAAGGUCGUCCCUUUAACACCUUGUUUAUGAGUAAGGUUGGUGACACGGCGAUUGAUAUUCCAGAAGCAACAGUCAUUAUUGAAAUUUCCUCUCAUUUUGGAAGUCGAAGACAAGAAGCACAACGUUUGGGAAGAAUUUUACGUCCAAAGGCAGGAGGACUGAACCAUCAACACGCUUAUUUUUACACAUUGGUCUCUCAAGACACACGUGAAAUGUUCUACUCAACUAAGAGACAACAAUUCUUGAUUAAUCAAGGUUAUAAGUUCAGAGUGUUGCCAGAUAUUGAAAAGUAUUAUGAACAUUGUGCAAGUGGUGAAUUAGGAUUGUCCUAUGGUCGCACCACAAUCAAUGAGAAGGAAUGGCUUGGUGUGGUCAAAGCGGCACGUGAUGCAUGUGGUGACGAAGAAAAAGUGGAUGAUGAGAGUAACACUCAACAAGCAUCAAUUUCUAUGGCACAGCUUUCAGGAGGACAAGGAGUUGUUUAUCAUGUACUUGAUGGAAACACUGUAAAGAAUAAGAGAAACAAGUCUACAGUGUCAGCUGCAGUUCAUCCACUCUUUAAGAAUAGAAAUUCUUCAUCCAAAUAUUAA